AUGGCCCAUGAAGGAGAAGCAGCCCCUCAGAUCUCCAGAGUCCAGGAUAAAGGAUGGGCCUGGGUGGUCUUAGGAGCCACUGUGCUGGCUCAAGGCCUUUCGUUGGGCUUUCCUUCCUGCAUCGGGGUCUUCUUCAAAGAUCUGCAACGUGAUUUCCAAGCUAGCAACAGUGAGACGUCAUGGUUCCCCUCCAUCAUGACCGCUGUGCUGCAUGCGGGCGGGCCCCUCUGCAGCAUUGUGGUGGAGCGAUUUGGCUGCCGGACUGCUGUCAUGUUGGGAGGCCUCCUCAGUGGGGUGGGCAUGGUGGCCAGCUCAUUCUCCCAAACCAUUAGCCAGCUGUAUGUAACAGCUGGAUUUAUCACCGGACUAGGGGCAUGUUUUAGUUUCCAGGCAGGAGUCACUGUGCUUGGCUAUUAUUUUACUCGCCGGCGAGCUCUGGCUAAUGCGCUGGCCUCCACUGGUGUCUCCAUGGGUUUCACACUGUGGCCACUGCUCUCCCAGUACUUGCUUGAUGAGAUGGGCUGGAGAAACACUUUCUUUGUGUUUGGAGGAGUCAUGUUGAACUGCUGCGUUUGUGGGGCUGUGAUGAGACCAUUAUCAGCCAAAUUGCCUGCCCUGUCACUGAAGUCCAGUCCUGGACAUUUAGCUGAGGAUGUACAUUUAUCCAAUGGAAACACCUUGAGUCAUGAGGUGCACCUGCGUCGAUCCAGGUGUGACUCUUGCAUCCAGACACUGCAGAAGUACCUGGCUUUUGAUGUCUUCUGCAAGAACAAAGGCUACAGGAUCUACACCAUUGGAGUGGCCUGGAUGGUGAUGGGUUUUGUGUUGCCUAUGAUCUAUCUGGUGCCCUAUGCUGUCUUGAAUGGAGUGGAGGAGCGCAAGGCAGCCCUCCUCAUCUCCAUCAUUGGAUUCAUUAACAUCUUCAUGCGCCCCAUGGCAGGCCUGCUCUCUGGACUCAAGAUCUUCACUGGCCGGAGGAUCUACCUCUUCAGUGUGGCUGCAGCGUUCAAUGGCCUGAGCAACCUCAUCUGUGCUAUCUCCACUGAAUAUAGUACUCUUGUCCUCUACUGUGUGGUCUACAGCAUCUCCAUGAGUGUCCUUGGUGCACUUAUCUUCCAAGUGUUAAUGGAUGUGGUAGAAAUGAACAGGUUCUCCAGUGCCUUGGGCCUUUUCACCAUCUUGGAGAGUAUCACCAUUCUCAUUGGGCCCCCUCUUGCAGGUCUUCUUGUGGACCUUACAGGCCAUUUUAGAUAUGUCUUCUACACUUCCAGCUUCUUCAUGGUGACAGCAGCUCUGUUCAUGGGGUUUAGCUUUUGCACCAUGACAGCAAAGAAUAAAUCGAAAGAGUCUCAUAAACCAACUCCUGAGAACACUUCCCGGGGCAAAUAUACAGAAGUGCCAACAGAAUUGGGGCCUGAGAAGAAUGGAUCUCCUGCAGUCAUUUAUGUGACCAGCAUCUGA
This is a messenger RNA of Euleptes europaea (tarantolino), 1461 nucleotides long. It is a transcript of the gene SLC16A5, whose product is annotated as solute carrier family 16 member 5. Bases 1 to 1461 code for a protein of 486 amino acids. Lineage: Eukaryota; Metazoa; Chordata; Lepidosauria; Squamata; Sphaerodactylidae. Gene Ontology annotation, molecular function: monocarboxylic acid transmembrane transporter activity. The record is from RefSeq and is a predicted model, not a curated record. Gene Ontology annotation, biological process: transmembrane transport; monocarboxylic acid transport. The transcript has 4 exons.